GAGGCGACCGUCAAAUCGCUCGUGGACCGCGCCGAGUUUUUCAAUCUCUACGCCUCCCCGCACCGCUCCUUCCUUUUUCCCAUUUUCUUUUUUUUUUGGGGAAAAAAAAAAACUCUAUAAAUAACAAAGCCUCGUCCUCAAACAUCUCUCCCAUUCCCCACCCCAUACUCUCCCAAAUUAGUUCGCGCACGCGGAGAGAUAAUUGAGAAGAGGGAGAGAGAGAGGGAGCUUAGACGAAGAAACAUGGCGCCGGCGAGGAAGGAGAAGGGAGGGGGAGGGGGAGGGGCGAGGGAGGUGCACUACAGGGGGGUGAGGAAGAGGCCGUGGGGGAGGUACGCGGCGGAGAUCCGGGACCCGGCGAAGAGGAGCAGGGUGUGGCUCGGCACCUUCGACACCGCCGAGGACGCCGCGCGCGCCUACGACGCCGCCGCGCUCGAGUUCCGCGGCCCCAAGGCCAAGACCAAUUUCCCCCUCCCCGCCCCCGCGAGCCCCACCACCAGCACCUCGACUCCGCCACCCCCCAUGGCCAUCCCCAUCCCCAUCCCCUCAUCCCAACCCUAGAUCUCGAUCUCUUCCGGAG
This is a messenger RNA of Ananas comosus (pineapple), 580 nucleotides long. Its product is annotated as ethylene-responsive transcription factor 4-like. Gene Ontology annotation, biological process: regulation of DNA-templated transcription. Gene Ontology annotation, molecular function: DNA-binding transcription factor activity; DNA binding. NCBI's taxonomy places the organism in Eukaryota, Viridiplantae, Streptophyta, Magnoliopsida, Poales, Bromeliaceae. The transcript has a single exon. Bases 244 to 561 code for a protein of 105 amino acids. The record is from RefSeq and is a predicted model, not a curated record.